Molecule: messenger RNA, 1954 nt
Organism: Sardina pilchardus (European sardine)
Lineage: Eukaryota; Metazoa; Chordata; Actinopteri; Clupeiformes; Clupeidae
Gene: sac3d1
Product: SAC3 domain containing 1
Exons: 4
Coding region: 221-1744 (507 amino acids)
Biological process (GO): spindle assembly; centrosome duplication
Cellular component (GO): centrosome; spindle; nucleus
Source: RefSeq, a predicted model, not a curated record
CAACAGUGAACACCGGGAGUAAUUUAGCUUUUACAACAGCCUGGCUAAAACAAACCGCUAACGUUAGGGCAAUGGAUCUGUAACGAGUGGAGCUAGCGUCAUGACUUUUGACGUAGACUUACCAGAAUUAUCUCUGUCACAUCUUGACCAAUAUUUAAUAAGAUAUCUCUAAAAGGGAAAGUGGGAGAGAGACAUUAGCCUACAGUUAUCUCUGUCUCCCAUGAACGGGAGACCGAACCGCCCAAGAAGAGGCAGAGGAAGGGCUCAGCAUGGAUGGAGGCCACAACAGGAAGAGAGCGAGCCACAUGCUGGGCGACCAGAGUCGGAUUAUCAGGAGCCCCAGGGGUGGGGUCACCCACAGAGGAGGAGACCCCAGGGUGACGAUCGACCAGAGCCAUGGGAUAGACCACAGCAAGAGCACUGGAGAGGGCAGAGGGACAAGAACAGACCGCACCAGAGCUGGAGGCAGAGGCCCGAGCAGGACAGAGCGCAGCCCCAGAACUGGAGGCACCGGUCGGACAAGGAGGAGGAGAGAGCGCAGCCGGAUGGGACGCUGAAGCCCAAACCGGACAGACAGAACCAGGGACGGACACAACAGCCUGAGCAGGAGGAAGUCCAGAGGCCCGACGGCAACCCUCGGGGGACCUGCAUGGCCAUGUGUCCCAGGCGUGAGCUGCAGGACAGAGAGGCCCAGUGCCGGCUGCACCGCUUCGAGAUGCUGGCGGGCACGGAGAAAGAUCGACGGCCGAAGGCCGACCCCGCUCGCAUGGUGAAAGAGUACUCCCGUCCGGCCGCGGGCAAGGAUGCCACCCUACCCAGUGACCUCCGACCCCCGGCUGUGUUGCUCAAAACGGUCUGCUACCUCAUUGAUGAAAUCGCUGCCUCCCUGACCCUGCAGCCAUGGACUGAGGUGUACAGCUUUGUGUUUGACCGCCUGCGGAGUGUCCGGCAGGACCUGAUCAUCCAGCGGGCCAGCGGGCCCGAGUGUGUGGCCAUCCUGGAGCGCACGGUGCGCCUCCUCAUCUACGCCUCCCAGAGGCUGUGUGGAGAGCCGCUGCAGCUCUUCGACCCCAAGAUCAACGACACGCACCUGCAGGAGAGCCUGAGCUGGCUGCUGGAGAGCUACUGCCAGGAGGAGGACGACGCACACACUGCAGAGGACGAGCAUGAGGUCAGAGACUCACAAGGGCCUACGGGAACACCCAAACAGGGCGAUGGCUCCCACCAGAGCCAGUACAAAAACCAAGAGGAGUUUGAGGCUCUCAACCUGCUCUACAAUCUGGGCUGCGCACGUGUGAUGCAGCACGCGUUGGAGCUUCCCGCUCGAGUCCGCUCCUCCCCGGCGGUGAGCCUGGCGCUGGCCGUGAGUCGGGCCUUCUGCGAGCGCAACCCCGUGCGCCUGCUGCGCCUGGCCGGCCGACUGGACUUCCUCCAGGGCUGCGCCCUCCACCGCCACCUGCUGGCCAUCCGCCGCCAGCUGCUGCACCUCUACAGCCACGGGCACAGCAGCCGCAACUGCCGCUACCCGCUGGGCCACCUGGCCAGGCUGCUGGCGCUCGCGGAGCCCCAGAAGGCCGAGCGGCUGUGCCUGGCGUACGGGCUGGCGGUCAGCGGCGAGUGCGUGGGCUUCAACAAGGCCGACUUCCUGGAGACGCCCAAGGAGGAGCUGCGCUGUGCCAGCACGCACGAGAGGGAGCUGGAGACGGACAAGAAGGUGGCCCCCAUCAUUCAUGGCCACGUCUGAGUGUGAGCCAGCGCACGAUCGUGACUGGGCUUCAGUAGGUUUAGAGGAGCCCGCUCAGGAAUGUGCCUCUCAGGACCUUUGCCAAAGGUGAGAGUGAAAGACUGUGAUGUUGUUCUGUUCAAAGUGUUUUUAAGAUGUUUGACAUGUUUAUUUUUUUAACAAGUUCCAAUAAAGAAUGUGUUUGUUUACACAGUGCUUGUGUGUGGCUAU